AUGAUUGAUACUGGAUUUGGUGAUUUUUUAAUUCCAUCCACUAACUGUACUGAUUCAUUUGACAAUAAAACCAGAUAUAAUCCAGGAAAUGGUUCAUCUUUCAGUACAAGAAAUGAUUUUGGAUUAGUUAAUAAGUUUUCUGAUAUUUAUAGAAUAAAUGAAUUUGAUGGUAUACUCGGGUUGGCCAAAUAUAAUGAAUUUAUAAAGGAGCAUCAAACUAGUUUUUAUGAAGUAUUAGUCGUGAUUUUAAAAAUAAAAGAUUCUCAUUAA
Messenger RNA from Dentiscutata erythropus, 270 nucleotides. Lineage: Eukaryota; Fungi; Glomeromycota; Glomeromycetes; Diversisporales; Gigasporaceae. The record is from the annotation of a GenBank genome assembly.